UCUAUCUAUUUCUAUGUCUCCACCACAUGCAGCAGACAGUGGACAUUUUUGACAUUACGCGAAAUAAGUUGGAUACGACCUUUACAGUUUUGUGGUCUCCUGUGAGUACGUGAAAGGGAAUGUCGAACGGUGAAAGAUCGGUUAAUGAGGUGCAUCGGAACGGCAAUAUUAUGGCUCAAGAGAAGCUCCUGGAAGGUUAUGUGGGCUUUGCCAAUCUCCCAAACCAAGUGUACAGAAAGUCCGUCAAGAGAGGCUUCGAGUUCACUCUCAUGGUCGUGGGUGAAUCUGGUUUGGGGAAGUCUACACUGAUCAACUCCCUCUUCCUGACAGACUUGUAUUCUCCCGAAUACCCUGGUCCCUCCCACAGAAUCAAGAAGACAGUACAGGUGGAGCAGUCCAAGGUGCUGGUAAAGGAAGGAGGAGUUCAGCUGCUUCUCACCAUCGUUGACACCCCAGGGUUCGGGGACGCUGUCGACAACAGUAACUGCUGGCAGCCAGUUAUCGAUCACAUCGACAGUAAGUUUGAGGAUUACCUCAACUCAGAGUCCCGGGUCAACAGACGGCAGAUGCCUGACAACAGAGUGCACUGCUGCCUCUACUUCAUUGCCCCCUCUGGACACGGGUUGAAGCCUCUUGAUAUAGAGUUCAUGAAGCGGUUACAUGAAAAAGUGAACAUCAUCCCCCUCAUCGCCAAAGCGGACACAAUGACUCCUGAGGAGUGCCAACAGUUCAAGAAGCAGAUCAUGCGAGAAAUCACAGAGCACAAAAUCCAGAUCUACGAGUUCCCAGAGACCAACGAUGAGGAGGAGAACAAGAUGGUCAAGAAGAUCAAGGAUCGCUUGCCCCUGGCUGUUGUUGGUAGCAACACCAUCAUCGUGGUCAACGAGAAGCGGGUGAGAGGGAGGCAGUACCCCUGGGGCGUGGCGGAAGUGGAGAAUGGAGAGCACUGUGACUUCACCAUCCUGAGGAACAUGCUCAUCAGAACCCACAUGCAGGACCUGAAGGAUGUGACCAACAACGUCCACUAUGAGAACUACCGCAGCAGGAAGCUAGCAGCCGUCACAUACAACGGAGUGGACAACAACAAGAACAAGGGACCAAUGACCAAAUUUGACACAAGUGAAGGCAUGAGUCCCCUGGCCCAGAUGGAGGAGGAGAGGAGGGAGCACGUGACCAAAAUGGAGAAGAUGGAGAUGGAAAUGGAGCAGGUGUUUGAGAUGAAGGUCAAGGAGAAGAUCCAGAAGCUCAAAGACUCUGAGCUAGAGCUCCAGCGGCGCCAUGAGCAGAUGAAGAAGAACCUGGAGGCCCAGCACAGGGAGCUGGAGGAGAAGAGACGCCAGCUGGAGGACGAGAAGCACAACUGGGAGGCACAGCAGAGGGUGCUGGAGCAACAGAAACUAGACGCAUCCAGGACCCUGGAAAAGAACAAAAAGAAGAAGAUAUUUUAAAAGUAUUUCGGGAAGACCACCGUGUGACAAUGUACUGGUUGCCAUUUUACCAACCUGGACUGUCAGUUUGUCUGUCGACCAACAACCUGUUACUGUGUGUAUGCAUGAAGGAGCAGUGUGUUAUGUCUGGGGGAAGUGGGUUCUACCUGGGGUCCUACAUUAGACCCACUGUCACAGACAGUCCUGGAACAUGUCUCCUUUCUGUUCUCUCCUCCCCAAAGACCUUUCUUAUUCUUCCUGAAAUGGGCAUGUUAGACUGUUGUACAAUCAUGUUUUUUGGUUCGCAGUUCUCAAGCACACACGCAGUCCCACGCACAAAAAACUACCCAGGUAUGAGCUAUUUCAUGAUUUCAGAGAAGAUUUCAUUUUCUUUUUGAAACCCAGAAUGCCACAAGACUUCUUGCUUUCUUAUCCUCUUUCUAGUUAGAUGACCUUGGAGACUGCACGACUUUGUUGUAGUGUUCUAUUUAACGCCAAAUGACCAAACUGUGGAGUAGGAAGCUACACACCAAGCUACACACCUCAGGCGUUUUUGUUUUUAUAACAAUUUUUGUUAUUUAGUUAUCAUUAUUUUUUGGCCCUCAUCCAAAAAUAUUAUCCUCUUCCAUUUCUUGUCGUUUAAAUAAUCUAGCCAUGGACCGCAGUGUAUAACUUCAGUCAUGUUAGAACGUUUCAUUGCUGGUUAUUUUGUCUUUUUUUUCUCUCUCUAUUAUAUUGGCCCUGCUACAGUAAUCAUUACAUUUUUCAUUUUAUGUUUGUAGGCAUUUCUCCAUUCUGGUCUUUGAGGUUUACUGUGCAUACUGGACUGCACUCCAGCUGCUACACAGUAGGCCCCCUUGACCAGGGCUGGGAAACCCUGUUUUUGAAGACGGUGGGGGAGGAAAGUCUGGUUGUUAAAACUCAACCCAUUAACAUAACCCUGUUGUUGUUUACUUACAAUGACCAAUGACUGUAAACAAGUCUGUAUUGACUGUAAUAAACAACGAUGGGGUUCCCUUCCCUUACAUCACAUUUAACUCUGUUCAUGUAAUGCAUCUCUGUAUUUCUUUUUUAUUUUGUUUUUAUUGUAGUCAUAAUAAACUUGUGAUGAUACAA
This is a messenger RNA of Salvelinus namaycush (lake trout), 2543 nucleotides long. Its product is annotated as septin-7-like. The transcript is spliced from 15 exons. Gene Ontology annotation, cellular component: septin ring; cell division site; microtubule cytoskeleton. Lineage: Eukaryota; Metazoa; Chordata; Actinopteri; Salmoniformes; Salmonidae. Gene Ontology annotation, molecular function: molecular adaptor activity; GTP binding; GTPase activity. Gene Ontology annotation, biological process: cilium assembly; cytoskeleton-dependent cytokinesis. Bases 120 to 1448 code for a protein of 442 amino acids. The record is from RefSeq and is a predicted model, not a curated record.